Rotaria sp. Silwood1 is the source of this 465-nucleotide messenger RNA. NCBI's taxonomy places the organism in Eukaryota, Metazoa, Rotifera, Eurotatoria, Philodinida, Philodinidae. The record is from the annotation of a GenBank genome assembly.
AUGGCAAAUAUUAAUUCAAAUUUUGGAAUUUUUCUUGCUAUUCUUGUAGCUGAAUCACUUGGUCUUCAUUUGGGUGCAGCAUUCAAAAAUUUACAACAUGCAAUCACAGUUGCAACUGUACUUCUCAUUGGUUUAAUGUUAGUUAGUGGAUUUUUUGUUCGAAAUUUACCACAUUGGUUAGGUGUAUGGGGAAAAUGGUUAUCAUUUUUAAAAUAUGCAUAUGAUGCAUGUCUGCAAUUACAAUUUAAAGGUGGACGAAUUUAUAAAUGUGUCGAUGGAUCAAUCAUUUCUUCAUGUCAAAAUAAUCCCAAUGGUAUAUUUGUUAGUCAUGAAGCAAUAGAAUUUUUUGAUGUUGGACUUAAUAUUGGAUUGAAUUUUCUUGUUCUUUUUGGAAUGUUUGUUAUAUUUCGAACACUUCCAUAUCUUGCAUUACGAUUUAUCAACAAUCAUACUGGUCAUACAUAA